Colletotrichum truncatum is the source of this 123-nucleotide messenger RNA. The record is from RefSeq and is a predicted model, not a curated record. NCBI's taxonomy places the organism in Eukaryota, Fungi, Ascomycota, Sordariomycetes, Glomerellales, Glomerellaceae.
AUGAUAGCUCGAGUUGCGCUGAAUUUCGAAUACAUUUUCUUCCGGUCUCUCAUUGGCAAAAGUUUUUUGACGAAUCGUUGUUACUAUAGGCUCAGUUAUGGAACUGAGUUCCCCGAGAAAUAA